Messenger RNA from Cokeromyces recurvatus, 2053 nucleotides. RefSeq lists its product as uncharacterized. The transcript is spliced from 3 exons. The record is from RefSeq and is a predicted model, not a curated record. Lineage: Eukaryota; Fungi; Mucoromycota; Mucoromycetes; Mucorales; Mucoraceae. Bases 75 to 1892 code for a protein of 605 amino acids.
GAAAUUUUAUUGUUGGGAAUAUUAAUAGUCUUCUUUUCUUCUUUUCCUUCAAACGUUAUCCUUUUCCUUCACAGAUGAAAGUCCUUAGUCAAUUAUUAGGAAGAUAUUCUAACUGUAAUAAGCCAUUGAUAUUAUUUCGUUUACCAGAUACAGAUACACUCUUUUAUAGACUAUCAGAUAUUGAACCUCUUUUCAAUCUUCCGUCUUUAUCUUUUAAAAAUGCUUCCUAUAAAGGCUGCUACAGAGAUCAUGAAGAUACUUAUUUAAAUACAACUGUAUUAUCUGAAAUAGCUAAACAACAUAAUCGACAUCUUUUAAUUGAACUUUGUAAAUUGAAGCCAGAUGAUUAUAAUGUUGGACUUGCAGAUGCCAUUCUUCAGACAUUUCCUCAAUUUAAAAGGGCUCCAAAAGAAGAGCAUAUUUGGGAAUCAGUUCAAUUACCACUCGAAAAUCUAGAAGACAUUAUUGAAAAUGAAAGUACAAUAAAGACUAUAAAAACCGAGCCAACAUCACCUCCAUUGAUAAAUCAAAUUAUACCAGAAACAAGAAAUGCUAUGGCAUUAGAUAAAGUUUUAUUGAACUCUAAUAAAUCGAGAAGACAAAGUAUAAAUGAGUCUGAUCGUCCAAAUAAUAAGCGCCAAAGAAUUGGAGCUGCAACUUCAUCCCCUUCUAAUGAGAUAUCUUCAACUACAUCAGGAACAUCAAAUCGAGAAAAAAGGCAGCAAUCUUUAUCAUCAAUAAAUAUAGGAACAAAUUUGAUUAAGCAGCCCCGAAAAGUACAGUCACAUCCUACCACCGAAAUAGAUAAAGUACAGCAGCAGACAUCCCUUCCUAAUGAUAAAAAGAAAUCAUCAAGCAAGCAUAAAAAUACACUUAAUUUAACAAUUUUUGCACCAUCCUAUCAUGAACAGUUAACAGGUAUACGAUCUGCACCGCUUAACUCAAAUUUUGGUAAAUCUAAUCCUCCACAGCCUCAAUAUAACAGGUCCAAUUAUGUAAACGGAUCUAUACCCUAUAAUGCCUCAAUUCCACCUGCAUCAGCUACCGUUAAUCGACCCUUUUAUGCACAUCCGCCUUCACUUAAAAAACAUGAAUUUGCUAUACCUCCAAUUGUACCAUCCCAGCAACAACCUCCUCAUUCUGCUCAUUCUACUACAAAUCGAGAAAAUAUGGCUUUUCAACAAUAUGGACAUUAUUAUAAACAACAUCCUCCAACCUCUGUCUAUAAUAAUCAUUCACAAAGACAGAGAACCCAUGAACAAAUUGCUGCAACAGCUGCUAAUGUGCCACUACCGCCCAAGACACCCACAACUAAUUCUUUUGCAGCACUUCAACGUCAGCAAUACCUACAGCCAUUUGAACACCUCUUCGACACUAUUGAGACGACACGUACAUUAAAAUCAACUUUGGAUGAUCAAAUUCGACGAUCAUCUACUUUAAUGCAGACUUUACAGGCCUCAGUAACUACUAUUGAAGGACUAGUAAGGAAUCAAGUAAAAGAAGCACAGUGGGAAAUUGUUUCACAAUUAGAACGAAAAAUAGAAGGCUUAUUGAAUCGUAUUGAAGUUAUUGAGAAUCGUUUUGCAAAGAAACAACAGUCAGAAAAUAAGGUUGAAACUAAGUUAAGUGAUCGUAGUAAUCAACACUCUAUUCCUUCACCAUUACCAAGUGCAACAAAGGAAGAAAGGACGGUAGCAGAAGAAUUAAUUGCUUUUUCAGAAAGAAGAAGAGAUAAUACAAUACAACAACAACAACAACAACAAUCAGAUGACUUACAAACACCUCCUACUAUUGUUAGAUCCCAGAAUGAUAUUGGUCCAAAAGAAUACCAAAGCAUGUUGAAUACUUUACGUGAUCGUCUUGAUCGUCUAGAAAGACAAAUUGAAGCAUAAUCAAACCAUUCUCUCUUUCUCUUUACUUGAUUAGAUUGCAUAUAAUGAGCUCACUUUAGAAUCUUUCUAAUAAAAAUUUUGUAUCUCUGCAUAAAGAAUAUUCUGAAGUAAUAAACUUUAACUCAUAAAUGGUCCUGUUUUAAUCAACGAAAAAGGCAAGG